AUGAAAAGAUUCCAAGUAUGCACGCUGAUGCUCUUCAGCUGCUGCGCCUGGGCUAAGCAAAUGACGGAUAUAGAGGCCCUGCAAUCAGCACCAACAAGAUGUACUUAUGAAUACGCAUUUGACAUGUAUGGUGCGCACUGUGGGGGUCUUCGGCUCAAUAAGAUACCGAGCCUCAGAGCUGGGAUUGAGAUUCUCGACUUCAGCGACAACAAACUUCAAGAAAUACACGACGACACAUUAUCCUCAUACACGAGCAUAAAGUUCCUCUACCUAUCCGAAAAUCAAAUAUACUCAAUAGAUGACAACGCGUUCUCCUAUCUAACUAAUCUCCAAAGUCUGGAUCUGUCGAAGAACGUCAUCUUGACACUACCAGAAACUAUUUUCCACUUGCCAACGCUACGCAAUUUGUAUUUACACGGUAACCCAUUAUUGCAUUUGCAUUUGAGCAAAAUGCAAUUAAGCAAGCCAAUUAGAGCACCACUUGAAUUGCUGGAUUUGUCUGAAUGCAAGCUGAAAGUCUUACCGGAUUGGGGUGUUCUGCCUCAACUUUAUCUCUACAAUAUAUCUCAUAAUCCCCUAACGACUAUCGAUGCGCAACACUUCAGUCCGAUGUGCAAGCUAUCGAAAGUAGACCUGACAGGAUCCAUAGAUGACCUCCAGCUCUGCGAUAUGAGGAUGACCAUAACGUGGUUUCAGAUAAGAAACGUCUACUUCCUAUUGGAUGACUAUACGAGAUUGAAUUCAAGAGAAUUCGAAAAUUGUCCAAAGGUGGCGCCACCAGACAAUCUCAACAUAACAUACCAAGAAUGUCGACAAUUAUACACUAAGACUCAGAAUACCAAGUCGUCCCGUCGUACAUGGCUGACAAUUGGUGGAGGCUUGGCUGGUUUCCUUGUGGGAUUCGUUCUUCUUUUGUACGUUAUGCACCGACAUAACGUAGCACAAACUAAGAAAGCUGAUAAAGAGACCAAGAAAAUUCCACCAGAUGGCGACAAGCAGGCCUCGGCCGUGCUUCUAAAUAAUGCAGCAUAA
Molecule: messenger RNA, 1032 nt
Organism: Leptosia nina
Lineage: Eukaryota; Metazoa; Arthropoda; Insecta; Lepidoptera; Pieridae
Source: the annotation of a GenBank genome assembly